AUGGGGCAGCCGGCAGAGGGUCCUAUCAUCUUGGACCGGGAAAAGGUGGAUAAACGAGGCGAAGUCCGCAUUGUCGAAGUGGACCCCCGAUUUGACCCCUUUUUUGAAAUCCCUAUUGUGGCUAUUUGGUGUAAUAUUCUUGCCUUACCUGUGCAUUUAUUUGAGGAGUCCUCGUUGGUUGCUAUUGGUGAGAUGCUUGGUAAGCCAGUCCAAGUUGAUCGGGCUACUAUUACUAGAUCUCGCGUCUCCUUUGCUCGGAUUUGUGUCGAGGUUGAUUUGUCGCGCCCUAUUCCGGAGGAGAUAGAUAUUGAUAUUGCAGGUAAACAUGUGACACUUAAGGUGAAAUGGGACAAGAUCCCUUUGUAUUGUAACGAGUGCAAGCACGUGGGGCACUCGGCGAUGUCAUGCUACGCUUCGGGGAGGCGGCCUAUGCCUCCCAAGAGGGACUACUCACAAAGGCCGACCCCACAGAACGGGCCCCCUCCCAACAGAGAGGGAGAGUCGCAUCAGGCAGGCCCUAGUAGACAGCCUCAGGGCCCGAGGUACCAGCCUUUUGCUAGCCAGCCUACAGAGAGACCACCCCCGGAGGUUGGACAGCCACGGCGUCAGGAGAGGCGCAACCAGGGCGUGGUGAUCAGAGACCCGGCCCCUGGCCCCAUCUCACACCAUGGGCCUUCUUCAGCAGCCGCAGAGGGCUCUCAGGUUGCAUGGGACGACGGCUUCGUCGUGCCUAAGAAGAAGAAUAAGGCCAAGAAGAAGAAUAAGGGCAAGAAGAAACAUGAGAACAGGACCUCGGCGAGGACAGUGUCAGAGGGAGAGGGUCAUCAGGGCAUGGAGGCGGAUGAGUCCUCGUCAGGGAAUGAGCGGGGCUCUAGAUCCCGUUCGCCUUCUAUUACACGCGGAUUCGGUUAUGGGCCCCUAGCGAUGGUUGUGCAUGGUGAUAACAUGUUCGGGGCCUUGGAGGAUUUUCCCUCGGAUGAUGCCGAGGUUGAGGUAGACAGCGAUGACCACCAGGAUCAUAUGAUUUGUGAGGUACCGAACACGAGGCUUGAACAUGACGAUCCGGUGCUGCAGUACAUUGGACCCACUUCCCCUCCCGCAGAGGGUUCAUCGAAGAAGGCGAGGCUUUCGGCCUCGGGAGCCUACUGA
Molecule: messenger RNA, 1149 nt
Organism: Salvia splendens (bonfire salvia)
Lineage: Eukaryota; Viridiplantae; Streptophyta; Magnoliopsida; Lamiales; Lamiaceae
Exons: 2
Coding region: 1-1149 (382 amino acids)
Source: RefSeq, a predicted model, not a curated record